GCUUAGUUCUAGGCAACGACGUGCUGUUUGAUAUCACAUUUGUUGCAUUUCUUUUGAGUUUAUAAAACGUAAACAUGUUGUAUCUUUUCCAUGUUGUUAAAAGUGACCGUGAUAGUUUUGUACAAUCCAUGAUCUUAUAAGCAGUGAUGGCACUGUCACGAUCUAGGCCUACUGUACCAGAGCUUCCUCUCUUUUCUACAAUUGUAACUGAUCUUCCAAUUGAUGAAACCAGUUCAACAGGAAUUAAUAGCUCUUUGGCAACAGAUUUUGGUUCAUCACAGAGACACCAACGACACUCGAGAAGAAAUAAAAAGAACUUGGUUCAUCAACGCUCCCUCAGUGAAGCAAAUUUAUACCAUCAUGAACAAGCAAGUAUGAGUCCGGAUGUGUCGGAGAGAGGAAAGUGUCGGCAUCGGCAGAGCAAAAGGCAUCUUGUUGCCGAGAUUGAAAGGCUUAAAAGAGAAAACCAGCAUCUUCUAAAUACAGGUUAUGGUUCUGGAGAAGUCAAGUUACGUGCUUUGGAAGGUCGUAUUGUAGAACUACAUUCUUCAAAACAAAAGCUAGAGCAGGAGAGGGAAACCCUUUCCAGGAGAAUAAAUGAAGAUUCAGAAACGAUCGACAAACUGAGAGUGAGGAGUAAAGAGCUAGCACAGGAUGUCUUCAUGCUUAAAAAUCUGGUUAUGAGGAUGAACACUGAGUUAGCCAAAGCUCAGAACAAGCUGUCUCAGAAGGGCGAGCCUGUCACAACAGCAAGUGAAGACUCUGGAGUAGAACACAGAUCUCAGUCUGAUUCAAGGAGCUCAUGGAAACCCACUUGGAGUCGGGCAGAAAUGAAUGCAAUGGCUCCAUUGCUGGAAGCGUUUGAGGAAACGCUUGCGGAAAAAGAGGAGUUGAUUUCCAACUACAAGCGGGAAAUGCAGCUGUUCACAAACCGCACCAAAGAGAUUGUCUCUGAGAAUGAGAGUUUGCACGCCCAGCUGGUGGAAGCCAACAAAAAGGGUGAAGUGACCUAUGCAGAAUGGAAGGUGCUUACUAAAGAAGCAGCGAUGACGAGGGAACAAAACGAACUUCUUCUGCGACAAACCAAACUAAAUCAGAGCAAGCUCAAUGAACUUCAUACAGCCUAUCAAACUAGAUUGACAGAAUUGACACUAGACCUGGAGCAGGCAGAAGAGCGAUGUCAACAGGCGCGAACGGAGGUGUUUGUGCUCAAGGGUCGUCUCGGAGUACUGACAGACGAGCUGGAGCGACUCAAGAAUGAGGCAGACAACAGGAUACCAGUGGCCGUCCAUACUGCCUCAGUGAACGAGUGUAAGAGGUUGUUUGAAGAGCUUAAGAAUAGAUAUGAACAAGAAAGAGAUAUUUUGACUCGAAAGUUGGCCACUCUGGAGUCAUUGCGUCCAGAUUUGGACAUACAGUUGGUAACAGUGUCUGCAGAGAGAGACCAGCUGAAUCAUGAGAUUAGGAAUUUGCAAAAACAACUCAAGAAAGCCGAGGGGCGUGCAGAGACGAGUGAUGCUCGAGUGCGGAAAUGUGAACGAGUGCGAGCCACGCUCAAGCAGCAGCUGGAACAAGCUCUGGCGUUCAGCAGAGAGCUGAUCUGCGACCAGGAGACAUUACUGCGUCAGCUGGCUGAUCGGACUCACGAGACCAAUCAGGUGGUGCGACAUGGACACGACAACGCCAGCCGCAUGGACACACUCAGGACCAAACUGAAGGGCUUGGAGCGAGGGGCAAAGGUGCAAUUGGAUGUCCUAGAGCAGCGGAUGAAGGCACAGGAAGCAGGCAUGAACAAAGCCAAAGCCAACUGGGCGAAGGAGAUGGGGCGACUGAAGACUGUCAUCAAAGAGAAAGAUGCGGCCAUUGAACAGCUGCAGAAAGAAAAGAUCAAAAGCAAAGAAGAAGUAGAACUGGUGUGGGAAGCUGCCACGGCGGACAAUCAACGAGUCAAAGAGUCAAUUCGAAUUGCGGAGCUUCUCCCUUCAGACGAUGGAUAGCCCUCACUGCCAAACUCCCCUGCAACCUCACUCUGACCAAUCAUUAUCUAGUCAGUAUAAAAAGAAACAUCUAGUCAUUUAUUGGAAACUCCUGUUUUAAUUGUGAUUUAUCUAGUCAAACAAAUAAGGAAUUUCUAGCUAUAUGUUGGAAACUGUUUAAGUUUUAUUUAUUUGUGUUAUAAUUUAAUCUGGGGCCGCUAAAACACUAUCGUUUCAACUUUUGGAAAUUGUUGAGUUAGAGUAAAGUUCGCGGUGAUUAGUAAAACACAAUCAUAUAUCCAGAGAAAGAGUAAAAUAGAAUUGAGAUACUUUUUAAAGGUUCUGUAUCUUGUCUACUAGAGGAUGAUUCCCCAAAUGUCCUAGCUAUGCCGUUCAUUAGUUUAUUUGUUAAUGAGUUGAUGCAAAUCAAGGAGAACUUCCAUA
This is a messenger RNA of Macrosteles quadrilineatus (aster leafhopper), 2420 nucleotides long. RefSeq names its product centrosomal protein of 89 kDa-like. Gene Ontology annotation, cellular component: centriole; ciliary transition fiber. Bases 147 to 1997 code for a protein of 616 amino acids. The transcript is spliced from 11 exons. NCBI's taxonomy places the organism in Eukaryota, Metazoa, Arthropoda, Insecta, Hemiptera, Cicadellidae. The record is from RefSeq and is a predicted model, not a curated record. Gene Ontology annotation, biological process: cilium assembly; mitochondrion organization; chemical synaptic transmission.